Messenger RNA from Cladocopium goreaui, 744 nucleotides. The record is from the annotation of a GenBank genome assembly. NCBI's taxonomy places the organism in Eukaryota, Dinophyceae, Suessiales, Symbiodiniaceae.
AGGCAAAGCACCACGGCAGAGAGGGAGACGAGUGCUGAGCCGGAGACUGGUGUUUCCGCUUCUGAAGUCAAAGAGCUGCGAGAACGUGUCAGAAAGAUGGAAGAAAACGAGAGAGAACUGAUGUCCAAAGAGUUACAGUUUAAGGAGAUGCAGGAGCGAAUCCAGAGGAUGGAAGAAAUGAUGGAGGAGAAGCAGAACCAAACGCGAGAAGAGAUGAUGAGACUCCUGCAGAAGCAGCCACAGGCAAAUCUGCGCAACUUUUAUUCGGAGCCAGGAGCGCACGAGGGUUUGCAGAUGACGCCUCCGAGAGACCGCGGAGACCGCGACUGCCGCGACCGCGACCGCGGAGAUCGACGACGGCUUUCGACCGCCAGUAUUGCAACAAACUGCACAGUAGACACGGUCACAGUGGACAGGGAGAGAAGGAAGAGUAACGUGCAUCAGCAGAAGUUGAUGUGGAAAGAGCACCGUGAGAUUCUGAUGACUGACCUGUACAGCCCAGAUAUGUUCGAUUUGCCCAGAAAUCCGAGAACAAGGAGGUCAUCCGUUCGGGGAGAUCCUCUGCAAUCCCUGGAAGAGGACUCCAAGCGCUUCAGCAAGGUAGGCCGUUGAUGGCGUGACCUCAUCGUGGGUCGCCCCCUGGGGUCAGAAAACGGAGGCCUGGUAGGUAGCUGAUGGUAGCUGCAUUGAUUUUAGAAUUGUAGAUGGAAGUUGGAGAACUGGAAGGUCUUGAGACAAAAAAAC